This is a messenger RNA of Closterium sp. Naga37s-1, 1581 nucleotides long. Lineage: Eukaryota; Viridiplantae; Streptophyta; Zygnematophyceae; Desmidiales; Closteriaceae. The record is from the annotation of a GenBank genome assembly.
GACAUCAAGGAGGGCAGGGUGAGCAUCAUCAUCGGCACGCAUGCGCUCAUCGCGCGAGCCACCGCCUUCCACCGCCUGGGGCUGGCGAUCGUGGACGAGCAGCACCGCUUUGGGGUGAAGCAGCGGGCGAGGCUGCACGAGAAGGUGGGAGAGGGCCUUGACGCACUUCGGCAGCAGCAGGAAGCAAGUGAGAGAAGUGAUACAGAAGGCCUGGCUGAACCCAGAAGGCAUCGCUUGCUGCCACGCCUCACGCAUCCCCAUCUUCUCGCCCCUUCUCCCCCCACCCGGUGUUUCUUGCAGGGUCUUGACGCACUUCGGCAGCAGCAGGAAGCAAUCGACAGCAGCGACACAGAAGACGCUACUGAAUCUGGAACUGACGCCUCCUCCUCCUCAUCCCCCUCCGCGCUCCGGCUUCUCUCGGAGCCCCACACCCUCACCAUGACCGCCACCCCCAUCCCGCGCUCCCUCGCCCUCGUGCUGCACGGCCAAACCGACAUCUCCCGGAUUGCUGAGCUGCCGCCCGGGCGCACGCCGGUGGAGACUCUUGUCUUUUAUGACCGGGACGGGAAGGGCGGCAGCGGUGGGGAGGAGAGUGAGGGGGAGUGGGAGGAGGAGGGUGGGGAGGAGAAGGAGAGAGCUGCGGCUUACAAGAUUCUUCGCGAGGAGGUGCAGUCGGGCGGGCGGGCGUUCAUCGUCUUCCCCAUCAUUGAUGCCUCAGAGGAGCUCCCGGAAGUGCGGGCAGCCACGGAAGAAUUUCAGCUGCUGACCGAACCAGGCGAGCUGCUGGGCCGUGCAUUGAGGGAUGGCAGUAUCAGUAGUAGUGCUGCUGCCCGAAAAGAGCGGCCGCGGCGUAGCAGUGAUUACAGCCGAUAUGAGCUUUGUGAGAUUGAUAACUCUCCUGACGGGUAUGACACAGACCAGUAUAACUGCGAGCUGGAUGCGAUGUAUGGUCCCCAGUCCGACGAAGACUACUGCAGUGAUGAGGAGGAAGAAGAAGAUGAUGAUGAUGUUGGUGAUGAUGGUGCUGAUGGUGAUGGUUCAGAGGGGGCAGCAGUGCUGCGCUGUGGGCUCGUGCAUGGCCGCAUGGAACUGGAGGAGAAGGAGGGCGUCAUGCGCAGCUUCCAAGAAGGAUCCAUACAGGUGGGGAUAGACAUUCCCGAGGCGACGGUGAUGCUGGUGGAGCAUGCGGAGCGGUACGGGUUGGCGCAGCUGCACCAGCUGAGGGGGCGCGUGGGCAGAGGCCAGCGCCCCUCGCGCUGCCUGCUGGUGGGGAGCAGCAAGGGCGCGCGGCACAAGCUGAAACUGCUGGAAACAGGGCAGCGCCCCUCGCGCUGCCUGCUGGUGGGCAGCAGUAAGCGUGCGCGGCACAAGCUGAAACUGCUGGAAACGUCGUACGACGGCAUGGAGUUGGCUCAGAUGGACCUCAAGAUGCGCGGGCCGGGGGAGCUGCUGGGGAGCAAGCAGUCGGGGCGGCUGCCGGGAUUCAACCUGGCUCGGCUGGACCGAGACGUGGACAUUUUGAACGAGGCGAUGCAGGCUGCUGAGGUGAGGAGAGGAAGCGGGGCUGGGUGGAGGGGUUAA